AUGCCUUCCAGCCGCCACAUUUUGCUGGCUCUUGGCGCGUCGUCGGCUACCGCCUUGCAGCUCCCGGGCGUCGGAGAAGUCUCGCUUAGUCUCCCGCAGCCGCCAGCGUCGCAAAUCAAUUAUCUGAAUGUGAAUGAAAACUCAUCGCGCGCCGCGCCCGCAGGUCCGCGCCCGCGCUGCCGUCGACGAAGGACCUGAAAAUCGCGGCCAUAGACUUUGUGUCCGAGGCGCGACAAAACCCGCUCUCGGCGCUCCCGGCCGUGGGCGCCGCCGGCGCGGCGGGUCUCGUGCUGUUCGCCGCGGCGUCGACGUUGACGGCGCCGCCCGUCGCGGAGGGCGGCGUCUACAAGGGCGUCGGCGUCGGCACGGACGGCAUCGUGCGCAUCGGCUUCCCGGCGGGCGGCGAGGUCCUGGUGCCCGGCGCACCGUUCCAGGCCAAGAACGGUUACCUCGGCAUGUGGAACUGGGAGAAGCAGGGCAAGCCCGUGCCCAAGGAUCAGACGCCGGAAGCGCAGAAGGCCCUCCGCGAGGCCUUCGACGCCGAACGCAAGAAGUUCGACGUCGAGGCCCAGCAGCAGGGCUACAAGGACGCCGAAGACCGGGGCAUCCAAGAGAAGGAGCGGAUCCUCGCGGAGAAGGCGGCCGCCAAGGCCGCGAAGGAAGCCGCCAAGGCCGCGGCCGCCGCCGAGAAGGAGCGCCUCGCCGCCGAGGCGAAGAAGCCCGGCACCGUGUCGCAGCCCAAGUACUACGGCAACAUCCGCGGCAUCGCUCAGCCGGCGACGUACGGCGUCGGCGCGCCGAAGAAGUAG
Pelagomonas calceolata is the source of this 809-nucleotide messenger RNA. The record is from the annotation of a GenBank genome assembly. NCBI's taxonomy places the organism in Eukaryota, Pelagophyceae, Pelagomonadales, Pelagomonadaceae.